AUGUCUCUAACAAACGGCUCUCCUUCAGAAGCCGCAAGAGCAGCAAAGCUCUCUUCCCGCACACUCGCCAUCCUCUCAACCGAAGACAGAAACUCUGCUCUGCAAUCAAUCCACGAUGCACUCUCGGCAGCAAAAUCAGACAUCUUGCAAGCCAAUGCCCGUGACUUGGAGAUUGCGACAAAGUCUGCUGCUGAUGGCGAGCUGAGCCAGAGUAUCUUGAAGAGACUGGAUCUUUCUAGACCUGGCAAGUUUGAGGAUAUGUUGAAGGGGAUUUUGGAUGUGAAGGGUCUGGAGGAUCCUGGUAUGUGUUUGCGGUAA
Molecule: messenger RNA, 318 nt
Organism: Aureobasidium vineae
Lineage: Eukaryota; Fungi; Ascomycota; Dothideomycetes; Dothideales; Saccotheciaceae
Source: the annotation of a GenBank genome assembly